Acanthoscelides obtectus is the source of this 366-nucleotide messenger RNA. NCBI's taxonomy places the organism in Eukaryota, Metazoa, Arthropoda, Insecta, Coleoptera, Chrysomelidae. The record is from the annotation of a GenBank genome assembly.
AUGCAUAUCACCCAAUGGGUGAUAUGCAUAAAGGUGCUGAUUUGGCAGGUUGCCCACAAAAAAUGCGUUGAUUACACUCCAACAGCCUGUGCUGAAGAAGAAACAAUCACAGAAGAAGCAUCUGGAAGUGCAGGACCAGUACUGAAAGCUACCACAAUGAAAGCCGGACCCAUAGCUGCUUUGACGGUGCCAAAUUUGCCUGACGAGGGCGGUCCGCUAAAGCUAACUGCACAGGCUUUUGUAAUAAGAAAUGCAAGGACUGUACUAACACAUGCUCAACUGAUAGCGAUAUACCAUGCUCAGGUAGAAUCCGGGCAGCGAAUGUCAGUGAGAGAGACGGAACUCUCUGGUACCACUGACAAUUGA